UGGGAUUCUUCCCCUCCAUCGCCUCCUGAUGCACUUCCCUAAAAAGGCGAGGCAUAAAAGCCGCACGCCGACCUUCCUGUUUAUUGACGGAGGACCUGUGAGGACGUGAAGGAACUUGGACCCAUCGCUGCUGGACUUGAGGAUGUGGUGUUGCGUUUACCUGUCGCUGCUGGCCGCCUCGGCGCUGGCCCACCUGGACCAGGUGACCCUGGACGGCCACUGGGAGGAGUGGAAGAUGACCCACGGGCGAGAGUACAACGGCCUGGACGAGGAGGGCAUCCGUCGGGCCAUCUGGGAGAAGAACAUGCUGAUGAUCCAGGCCCACAACCAGGAGGCGGCGCUGGGCCUGCACACGUACGAGCUGGGCAUGAACCACCUGGGCGACAUGACGUCGGAGGAAGUGGUGGACAGGAUGACGGGCCUGCAGGUUCCUGUCAACCGUGAGCGAGGCUUCACCAUGGAGCUGGACCAGCAGGACUACCGCCUGCCCAAGUCUGUGGACUACCGCAAGAAGGGCAUGGUGACGCCCGUCAAAGACCAGGGCUCGUGCGGCUCCUGCUGGGCCUUCAGCUCCGCCGGCGCCCUGGAGGGCCAGUUGGCCAAGACCACGGGUCAGCUGAGGGAUCUGAGUCCUCAGAACCUGGUGGACUGCGUGACGGAGAACAGCGGCUGCGGGGGAGGGUACAUGACCACCGCCUUCAAGUACGUGCGGGACAACGGCGGCAUAGACUCAGAGGAGUCCUACCCGUACGUGGGCCAGCAGCAGAUGUGCCGCUAUAACUCGUCGGGGACGGCGGCGGAGUGCCGGAGCUUCAAGGAGGUCCCCGAGGGCAACGAGCACGCCCUCGCCGUGGCGCUCUACAAAGUCGGACCCGUUUCCAUCGGCAUCGACGCCGCGCAGGGAACCUUCCAGUUCUACCAGAGAGGUGUUUACUACGACCCCAACUGCAACAAGGACGACAUCAACCACGCCGUGCUGGCGGUGGGCUUCGGCGUGACACCCAAGGGGAAGAAGUACUGGAUCGUCAAGAACAGCUGGAGCGAAGGCUGGGGCAAGAAAGGCUACGUCCUGAUGGCGCGGAACCGCGGGAACCUGUGCGGCAUCGCCAACCUGGCCAGCUACCCCACGGUGUGACGUAACCGUGGCGACACGCCUCCCCUUUGAGCAGAGUCGGCAGUAAAGCGCGCACAUAAAAAAAAAGCGUCGCUGGGCGACGCAAUUCAGCACUUUAUGAUUAUUAUUAAAGUGUCAAAUAUUUUGUAUGAAAUAAAAUUAACUCGUUGAAGGCA
Molecule: messenger RNA, 1290 nt
Organism: Nerophis lumbriciformis (worm pipefish)
Lineage: Eukaryota; Metazoa; Chordata; Actinopteri; Syngnathiformes; Syngnathidae
Gene: ctsk
Product: cathepsin K
Biological process (GO): proteolysis
Molecular function (GO): cysteine-type peptidase activity
Source: RefSeq, a predicted model, not a curated record